Cynoglossus semilaevis (tongue sole) is the source of this 1585-nucleotide messenger RNA. RefSeq names its product SAM domain, SH3 domain and nuclear localisation signals 1a (gene samsn1a). The record is from RefSeq and is a predicted model, not a curated record. Bases 129 to 1211 code for a protein of 360 amino acids. Lineage: Eukaryota; Metazoa; Chordata; Actinopteri; Pleuronectiformes; Cynoglossidae. The transcript has 8 exons. Gene Ontology annotation, molecular function: protein binding.
CACGGUCAGGACAUUAGACUAGCAGCUGGAGUGUUAGUUAACGCCUCACUGUCAGAGGAGACCGGUAAAGAAACAAGAAGAGUCCGGACGGAAAUUUAAUCAAAAGAUUUUUUUUUAAAUAAUCAAAAAUGUUAAACAGAGCAGCAUCCAAUGCCUCAGGGAAAGUAAAGAGCAAACCAAAGCGCUCCACCAGCUUCGGCAGGUUCGAAGGCCUGAGACACCAGUCGACACAGGACCGACACAAACCGGAGGACAACGGCACGAAUGUGCUCACGGAAGACUGCGAAAGUUCCGACGCGAACAACAAAUCUUCAGCGCUCGGGAAGAAGAUGAAGGCGAUCUCUCUGACCAUGUGCAGGAAAAUGGGAAAGAAGCAGGCGAAGUCCAUGUCAGAAGAGACGACUGAUGAAACAGACAAAGACGCCGAGGUACAGACGGAGAACAACCCCCCCACUGAGACAAAGACCGCAAAGACCAGUAACUCUCUGGAAAGUGUGUUCAGCGGACAGAGCACCUCCAGCGGUGUGACCAGUGAGUCCCUCGGUUCCGGUCAGAAAGACACGGUGAGGCAAGAGGAGGUCACGUCCUACCAGGGACAGUUCUGUGGACGAGCUCGUGUCCACACGGACUUCGUCCCCAGUCCGUACGACACAGACUCUCUGAAACUGAAGGUGGGAGACAUCAUCAACAUCAUCAGCAAACCUCCGAUGGGCAUCUGGACCGGCAUGUUGAACGACAAAGUUGGAAACUUCAAGUUCAUCUAUGUGAAAGUUCUAGUGGAGACGGAGACGGAGUUGGAGGAGGAGACGACAGAGGGAGAAAAGGCUCCGGUCAUCAGGCAGCAGAGACUGUGCAGAAGACCGCGCCCCAAAACGCUGCUGGAGCUGCUGGAGCGACUGAAGCUGGAGGAGUACGCCUCCGCUUUGCUGCUCAACGGCUACCAGACGGUGGACGACCUGAAGCACCUGCAGGAGAAACACCUGAUCGAGCUGAACGUCACCGACCCCGAGCACCGACAGAGGCUGCUGGCUGCUGCCGAUUGCCACUACACGGAAGGUGAAGAAGUCAGAGACACAGAGGAGGAUAAAUCAUCCGACAGUCAACGGGGAGAAGACAGCGACUGUCCCCGAGACUCGGGCUGCUUCAUUCCCUCUGAAUGUUCAGACGGCAAAGACGACACAGAGCAGCUCACAGACGUCGCUGAAUCCUAAUCUGUACUUUCAUCCAACAAAUAUGUCGACAUUUGGAACUCAUGGUUAAAUGGACUGAUAACUCAACGCAGUAAACACAUUUUUAUUAACUGUUUUCUGAUACUGUUAUUUAUUGAGAACAAAAUCCUUCAUUGCAAAUCCAUACUGUGACUAUUUUAAUCACAGCUGGGACAAAUAUCCUGUCAUUACGAGUGUUUACAAAAGUAUGUGGAACUCAAAGGUAUUUCUUCUUUGUUGUUUUGUUUUUUUUUAAAGGGAAAUGUCUGGUUUUGCAAAUACAUAAUCAAUUAUUGCUUAUAACAUGUUUUGUACAAAAAAAACUUGCACAUAAUUUGUUACAACUUUGUCUGUUUGUAUGUGUAUGUAACAUCUGU